UGAUGGCGUUUGAAUGGUUGCUGGUAUCUGGAAAGAGAAUUUCAAGGUCCAGAUAACAAGGAUCGUCUUCGCAUUGACAUUCGAUAGAAUCCUCUGCCACUCACAUCUACAGCCACUAUUUCUGCUGGGAAUCUACAAAAUGUGUCUUGCCAUCAAAAAUCCUAAUGGACAGGAAGAGUAUAAAAGAAGAAAAUCGUCCCCAGUGCGGUGAAAGAAAAGAUCUUCGCGAGUCAAAAUAAACGGUUGCGGUUAUUUCCAACGUGGGAUUCACCGAUCGGUAUAUACGAGGGGCAAAUUUUAUUAACCGUGAGAGAUGUAAGAUCGCAAUAGGAAAUUGUACUAUUUAAAAAUGAAACUGUCGCAACACGUAUUUCGGGAGUGUUCGUAUUUUCUAAAAUUAUUUGUACUAAUAAAAGUAUUUUUUUGCCCACCUAGAACCCUUUAUUUUCGGGAGUGUUCGUUCUUUUUAAAAUCGCGUUCGUUUAUAGUAAAAAAGUAUUAUUUUGUUCCCCCCCCACUAAAUCCUUAGUUCCGGGAGUUUUUUAUUUUUUAAAAUCGCGAACGUUUAUACAAAGUAUUUUUUGCCCACCUGAAACCCUAUUUUCGGGAGUGUUCGUUCUUUUUAAAAUCGCGAUCGUUAAAAAAGUAUUUUUGUCCCAAAACCCUAAUUUCGGGAGUGUUCGUAUUUUUUGAAACUGCAAUCGUUUUUAGUAAUUUUAGUAUUUUUUAUCAGUUCAAAUUUCAGUUUCGGGAGUGUUCGUAUUUUUUUUUUUAAAUCGCGAGUGUUUUUAGAUACAAUCAAAUGGAAAGUAGAAGCUUCGCCGAUAUGGAGAUCGAGUACACACGAUGCCGCAGACUCUUACAAGCGGGGUCCCGGUGGUUGGUCAUCGGGAUCCUUGGUUUCCGUCCGUUAAGUGCUCAAAAUGAGCCUACAGAGGAUUCUACCGAUGUGGUGCUUCCUCGUACUCGUGGAGUGCUCCCAAUUACAUAGAAACAAUAGCGAUGAAGAUGGUUCUAAAUUAAUUCGAAUCGUUGGCGAUGUUAUUUUUGGAGGAAUUUUUCCAAUGCACGAACAUCAGGUUACCAAUGUGAAUGUAGAAUCACCAUGCGGUGCUGUGAAAGAGGAAAAGGGUGUUCAACGAUUGGAAGCAAUGUUGUAUGCGUUGGACCUAAUUAACAGUGACAACGAACUUCUCCCAAAUACCACCCUGGGUGCCUUGAUCCUGGAUUCUUGCAGUAGUGACACACAUGCUCUCGACCAAAGCAUGGAAUUCGUCAGAUCUUACAUGAAUCAAGACAUAUCGGAGUACAAAUGCGAGAGUGGAAAAUCUCCCCUGUAUGUUCCACAUAAGCCAGUGACUGGUGUUAUUGGAGCUUCUUUUAGUGGGGUUUCCAUUAUGGUCGCCAAUAUUCUCAGACUGUUCAAGAUACCACAAGUCAGCUAUGCAUCAACGAGUACUGAACUCUCGGAUAAGAGUCGUUUCGAGUAUUUUAGCAGAGUCGUUCCUCCUGAUAAUUUUCAAGCUCAAGCAAUCGUUGAGGUGGUGCACGAACUCGGCUGGAAGUACGUCUCUACUGUUGCAGUGGAGGGUGAUUAUGGGGAGAAGGGUAUUGCCAGCUUUAUCGCCCUUGCAGCCAUAUAUAAUAUUUGUGUAGCGGUCAGUGAGAAGAUCCUGAGAAACGCAAAGACCGAAGAUUUUGAGAGGAUUGUGGAUCGGCUCAGCUCUAAACCCAAUGCUCGUGCUGUUGUUCUUUUUGUCGAUGAAGAUAAUAUAAGAAAAUUGUUGUACGCUACAAUAAAGGCCAAUCGGACAGGUCAUUUUAUGUGGAUUGGCAGUGAUUCCUGGGGAGCUAAAGCACAUCCUGUCAAAGAACAAGAAUUCGCCGCUGAAGGAGCAAUCACUAUCUUGCCUUUUAAAAAUUCCCUCGAAGGUUUCGACAAGUACUACAACAGUCUGCGUCCACGAAUGAAUGACGAAUGUGGAAACCAAGCUGAACAAAAUGUGGAGCAUCCAACUUUGCCGGGAAAAAUAGUUAAUUGUCGAAAUCUUUGGUUCCGUGAAUUUUGGCAACAGCAUCAUCGUUGUACAUUUGGACCGAAAAAAGAUGGAAAACCACAGUGCACGGGCAAGGAGCAAUUAAGAAAUUAUGAACAAGAAGGAUUGGUACCUUUCGUUGUGGAUGCUGUUUAUGCAAUGGCUCAUGGGAUUCAUAAUCUGAUUGAGGACGUGUGUGUCGAAACCGACGAAUCCGAACAUUAUUUAUGUGACAGUUUGAAACCUGCACCCCGGGGGCAACAACUUUUGCAAUAUAUUCGUAACGUCACUUUUAUAGGUCGACAAGAGACUGAAAUUAGAUUUAACGCCGAUGGCGAUGCCUACGGAUAUUACAACAUUUAUCAAUAUCAACGUGGUGAAGAAGGGCGAUUCAAUUAUACGCUGAUUGGCACUUGGAAAGAAGUGUUUCCUUUCAGUAUACCCUCCAUGAAAAAAACAGAACACAAAAAUGCUACCAGUGGAAAAGAUUCUUUUGUGGCUUCAUAUAACAGAUUGGACUUCGAUGUCAAUUUGACUGAAUGGGUUACCGGUUCUGGUGAGGUUCAUAUUCCCCGUAGUACUUGCAGCGAUGAUUGUCCUUUGGGACACGUUCGUAAUUUUCAAGAAGCCUGCUGCUGGAGCUGUGUGCAAUGUCCUCAAGAAGCUUUCGUUUUUAAUGACUCGUGUCAAAGGUGUGCUGAUGGUUAUGCACCAAAUGAUAAUAAAACAAGUUGUAUAAAAUUAACACCUGAGGUUAUUCCCUGGACGAGUCCUUGGGCAAUAGUUCCUCUCGCUUAUGCUUCUAUUGGAAUUUUCAGUACUCUCUUUACAACUGCAGUUUUUAUUCGGUACAACAGAACUCCAGUAAUCAUGGCCUCUGGUCGUGAACUCUGCUACGUGCUUUUGGUUGGUAUCCUUUCCUGCUAUGGGAUGAGCUUCAUAAUUCUCAGUAAGCCAACAUUCUGGAAUUGCACCUACUUGCGAAUUGGUCUCGGUCUCUGCUUAAGCAUUUGCUAUAGUGCAAUUCUAACAAAAACCAACCGCAUAUCCAGAAUUUUCAACGAGGGUCGUCAAAUGAAAAGACCUUCAUUCACUUCACCGAAAAGUCAAGUGGCAAUCACUAUCGGGCUUACUGCAGUUCAAUUGGUUGGUGCUAUUUUUUGGCUAAUAAUUGAACCACCGGAUAUCAAGGAAAUUCAUCCAUAUCCCCUGACAGCAGUACUUACAUGUCGUGUAUCAACUUUCUCUCUUAUGAUGUCAUUGGUCUACAAUAUGUUUCUCAUUCUUAUGUGUACAUUAUACGCAUUCAAGACACGAAAAAUUCCAGAAAAUUUUAACGAAGCUAAAUAUAUUGGAUUCACGAUGUAUUCCACCUGUAUCGUGUGGUUGGCUUUCGUUCCAAUUUAUUUUGGAACCAAUAAUGACUAUAAGAUACAGAUAGCUAGUAUGUGCAUGUGCAUCAACAUCUCAGCGACUGUUGCUCUUGGCUGCCUUUUAUCUCCGAAGGUGUACCUGGUGCUAUUUCAACCUUACAAAAAUGUCAGAUCCGGUCAAUCUCAUGCAAGUGCCACUCAAGGUGCCCAACGGCCAGGUUACAGUAUGCGGUUUACAGCGGGUCGGAGUCAGACAAUGCUGAGUGUAACAUCGGGUUCGAGAAGCAGCCCACCGCCCACUCUACCUCGUGCAGGUUCACGUAGCGGAGGUGAACCAAAGCACGCAAAUGGUGAGCCACAACGGAGCCUCGCCGCAAGCCCUUCCAUUGAGGAAACAUCCCUUAGCUAGGUCGCCCUCGUACAUCUCCCUCUCUGUCUGGAGCAUCAUGCCACUGGCGCGGAUAGCCAAAAGAUGCACAAGACCGAGAUGGAGGUGUAUGGGGUUAAAAGAACUGACGAGCAAGAUGACUAUAAACUCUCCACGGUGCCUGAGCUUCCUGAAUUCUCCAGCCCACCCUCCCAAACUCUCAAGUCCAAUCAGGAUACCGAGGACUACAGAAAUGGUUCUUUCACCAACUCCGUCGCUGAAUCCCUGGAGAAUGUUGACAUGGAAAUCAUUUCCAGUAUUUCGGAGAAGGUGGCUGCAAGAACAUCGCCAGUGGACUAUUCCUUUGAGGAUCAAAUCCAACAAAUGUCAAGUUCGUCACCAACCUUCUCCAAAAUUCCCACCCAAUGAGAGUAAGAGAGAGAGAAAGAGAGACAACUAAUAUUUAACGUCCGUUUUAGCGAAAUGACGACAGUUCUCAGGGAAUUCCAAUCAAGAACUUUGAACAUUUCAUGAAAUUGAGAAAUUUAUCUUCAUAUCGAAACCCUGAGAUCUUUCUAUAAUAAGAAAAAAAAAAAUCUUUCAAGACUGUAUUUCCAUCUAUUUUGACAUUUAAUGUCAUUUACAAAAUUUUGAAAAUGCUCCCAAUGCAUUUUUAAAGACUAAAACAAUUUUUAAGAAACAAUUUUAAAAAAGUAAGAUCCCGUCUUAUAGAAUGUUUUAUUAGAGAAAUACAAUUUUCCGCCAAAUGAGACGACAGAUUUAAAAUUUAAAUCAUUUUUUCUUUUAAAAAAAAUUCUCCAUUUAAUUAAAACUUUUAUCGAUAAUGUUGAAUGCAGUCGAUUUUGUUUUUCAACAUGCGACAUAUUUUUUUUCGAAUUUAGUUAAGCCUUUUUCAAUACGGUAAAAAUUUAUUGAUACUGUGAAAAUAUUGGUUUUCUUUUUCAUUUUACAGAUUCUAUAAAGCUUUGAUAACUUGCAAUUUUAUACCGCAAGGUAGUAUCAAUAUUUUUUUCCCCUGCGCUUUAUUGUAAACAAUCAACUUAGAAUGAACAACUAUCGUUUGUCUAAAAGUUUAAAAUAGAUUUCAAGAUCGCAAUAUAUAUAUAUAUAAAUUUGAGAAACACAGGCUAAAGUUAUAGAAGAACGAAUAAGUGUUGCAACCAUGCGUUAAAGUAUGUCUUCCAUUUUUCUCUUAAAAUUCUAUUUCAAACUUGUUACGGAUGUUGUGAAAUUAUUCAGAAUCGUAUAUCCGCUUUGUUUCUCUGAAACUUAUUGUUAGAAUAUUUAUUUACGAUCGACAUUUCACUUUUUUUUUAAAUUCAUCUCAAGACAUGAAUUUUAAUUUAGAAUUUUUGCUCCUUUUCACUAAAUUCAAAUUUCUAUUUUUAAAUCAGGGCGAUGAGAAAAAAAAUGAGACACUUUCUAUUAACAAAAGUAAGUUUUUUUUUUGCAAUGUAUAUGAAAAGUAGUAUGACAUUUCAGUGAAUUCAGAAAGCUUGAAAGCAAAUAAGGGAAAUUCUGACGUCACACGAGAAAUCAAUAGGUAACUUGAUCCAUACACUCGUAUCGAUGUCUGCUGCCAUUAUAAACCUACCCUCAAAAACCCAUAUCGACAUUUCACAUGGUACAUAUUUCAAUACUCCAAUCGUCAUGGCAAAUAUAAACUCUCUUCGUUCAAAAAAAAAAAAAAGAAAAAAAACAUUCCCACGAUCAGAAAAAAUAUUUACCAAAACUCUCAUCUCUAUUCUACAGAUGGUUAUUUUCUGAAAAAGAUUACAUGUGACACUUUAACAGCUUCUGACAUCUUCAUCUCGACUAUUUCAAUAUUUGCCAAGAGUUUUCAUUCCAUGAAGAAUGGAUCCGAAUCAAGUCAAUUACAACUUUUCUUUAACAUUAUAUAUGAAACUAUUUCUCGUUUUCCUCUCUAUUAUACAAUUUUCUGAUAACAAAUUUGUUCAGCAUUAUCGAAUUUUUUUCUCCAUUAAAUAAUUAAUUUCACACUUCUAAAGAAUUAAAAUGAAAUUUUUUUUUCAAUAUUAUGUUGAAAAAUUUUAUUCAGAAACAUUUUAUUAACUCAAUUUUAGGAAAAACUUCAUAAAAAUUUAUUUCAUUUAACGAAUUGGGGAUAUUAUAAUCUUUAUGCAAAGUUAAACUAUAUAACUAUGAGGAAUUCCAUUAAAUUGGAAUUUGUAAAAUCAAAUUAUUAACUAGUUGCAUCACCACGUAUUUCGUAUGAAACAAAACUUUAUACUCCAAACUCGAGGCAAUCACUGUACCAUAAUAAACUAGCCUUCGGUGAAAUCAGAUCGAUGUUAUGCUUGCGUAGGAAGUCUAUUUCCAAUUGAUCAUUAUUGGAAUGCAACAACAAUUCAUGUCUAUAUCUCCGGCAUCAUUAGCUGAUUCUAUUUGGUAUGACCAAACGUCCCUGCAAUGUCUCCACUUUUCAUAUAUAUAUAUAGCAUAUAAUUUUCCCUCAAAGAACAAAUUUUCUUUCUACAUUAAAAAAAUUUGUGUCUCUUUCUAUCAAUUAAAAAAAGAGAAUUUUUUCUUAUUUCAAAAUUAUUAACACUUUCUAUUUAUCCAUUAAAUCUUAAUUUUCCAAAACACAAAAAAUUUAAUGAUUCAAAUUUAAAACGUAUUUAAAAAGAAAAUAAUUUCUUCGAAUUCUCAAAUAUAAUUAAUUAGUUUUAUUAAUUUUUAACUUAAAAAAAAACCCCGCGAAAGAGAAUAUUGAUCGUGAUGAUAUUGAGCCUGACAGUAAAACCGAGAGAAAAAAAAUACGAAAUACAAGAUUCGAUUUUAUUCAAAGAAUAUCUGCCACUGCGGCUUUAUUAAAGCAAACAGUGCAUAGACUGCAAUUUUGUACAGUUUUUGUAUUAAAACUCGCGGAACGUUUAACCAAACAAAGAGUGACUAUAUAAAAAGCGAUAAAAAAAAAAAUAAAAUUUUUCGCAAAAAAAAUGUUCAUAUCACAGAUCCUGAAUCAUAAAUUACACGUUUUUAAACAUAACAAAAUGUUUAGACAACCAAACAGUGAGUUUAAAAUAUUGUUGUCCCAUUUUUAAUAAAUCCUUUCUAAAUUCUGUCAGUAUUUUUUAAAAUAAUUAGUAACUAAUUAAAUUGAUACUUAUUUAAUUUUUCAACAGAUAAUUAUUUUUAGUCAUUUUUUUUUUUAAUAAUUUUGUUAUUCUAUCAGGUUUUAUUAAUUUCAUUAAAUUCAAUAAUAUUAGGAAUAAUUUUUUAAGUUAUGGAAAAAAAUUUAUAUUUAUCGUUAAUGAGAGAUUAAAUUUUUCUAUAUAUUAUAUAAAUAAAAUUUUUAUUUUUAAAUUCGAUUGUGAAGAAAUAUAUUUUUAUUAAUUAAAAAUAUAAUUAAGUAUGAAACACUAUACUUACUAUUUUGAAAAUACUUUCGUCUCGUUAAAUAAUUCACAGUGAUGAAAUGAAAACAAAAAUAUUAUGAAAUCUACUUUAAAAAAAAAAAUCUCAUGUUUGAAGCUAAUUAUCUAAAAAAUAAUUACAUGUGUAAAAUAAAUUACCUGUUAUCUACUACUCGUCAUUUUCGUGAAAUAAAAUAUAAAAAAAAAAUUAUCAACUUGCGGCACAAAAAGAAUUGUUAGAUAAGGCAUUGUUCAAGUCCAAUAAAGGUCUGACAACAAAUAUUUCAAUCUCAAAAAUCAUUAGAGAAACACUAUAAAUUUUAUGUUGUAAUAUCGAUAAUUAAAUAUUAAUUGAAAAAAAAAAUUAUCUUCAUUAUUAUAUAAUUGUGUAUUUUAAUAUUCAAUUCAAAAAUUGAAAUUAUAAAAUUGAUUAAAUUUUAAGUGAAAAAAUUGAUAAAUCAAAAGAUAAUCGAGAUUUUUUAAAAUACUAAAUAAAAAUUAUAUUUAUAAAGCAAGUGUUUCUCGAAAUUAGACGCAUACAUGAAAAUAAUUUUUUUGUUUUUAUCGUUAAUAAAAUAAAAUCAUAGUACAAGCUAAAGUCUAUUCUAUAAAUAUAAGUAAAAAAAAUUGUACAUAUUAUUAAUUAGUUGGAAAAUAAAAUUACUGUCGAUGAUUAUAAUUAUUAUAACACUCGAGAGACGAACAAAAUCAAUUGUAAAUAUAAUCAUAAUAAUUAUAAUUAUAUCAAAAUAUGUAAAUACUGUCAUUUUUGGAUAUUUUAAAUAUUUUUUUUUUCUAAUUCUUUCAAAAAAGUAGAGAACAAAAUUUUAAAAAAUCUAGAAAUUUUAAAGAAAAAUUUUUACUAUUAAAUUUAUUGACAAUUAUUUUAAUAUACUUUCACUUGAUAUUUAUUUAUUAGUGAACUAUAAUAUAAUCACUUUUGUAAAUAAAAUGAAAGACUAUGGGUGAUGAAACUGAAAUAGCAUUUAGGCCUCUUGAUUUUCAAGUGGCUUAGUUUUAAUUGUCGAUAUAAAAAUAAAAAAAAAAUACAAUGAGGAGCAAUCUUUGUAAUUCAAGACUUUAGCAAAUUAAACUCUAUAUUAUACUAAUAAUUAAUUAUAUAUAUGGAAAAAAAGUCAUACAGCUUAACCAAAGAAAAUGGAACAUAAAAGAAAACGCCAAAAGAAAAUUCUUUAAAAAUUUUUCUGUACAGAUUCCAAAUCUGUCAGAUAUGUUUCGAGAAAUAUAAUUAUACAAUAUAUUAAAUAAUAUAUACGUAUAAGGGAUAUAAAAAAAUAAGUUAAAUUCAUAUAAUGGUUGAUUGUUAGAAAUGCCAAAGAAUGAAUAAUCGCAAAAUAUUGUUACCAUAUUGGCAGUAUUAAUAAAGUCAGUGUUACAAAAUCUAUAAGCAUAAAAUAAAUAAUUAUUCGUAUACUCUAUGUAUUAUAAAGUCUUGUUGAAAAAUAUUUAUUUAUUUAUUAAUCUUAUUAAUCUCUAAUUUAUUAAUCUUCAUAAAAAAAAACAGUAUAAAAUUUUCUUUUUAUUUAACAGUCAGUCUUUAUUUAUUAUUCUUUUUAAUCAUAGUUUAUAAUGUAAAUUUAUUACAUAAUUUCAUUAAUUAUAAACAAAUAUUUGCUUCAAGUCAUUAUCUUGUUACGAGUUACGAAUUACAACUGAAGUAUUCUAAAUAAAUAUAUAUAAUUAUAUUAUAAAAAAUAUUGCAGUCCUACUAUAACAAAAUAGUUAAAUAACACGUUCAGCGAGAAAUCAAUAUAAAGUGCACGUUAAUGUGUUUAAAAAAAAAAAUUAUUGUUUUUAGAUAUUGAAAAUUAAUACGCGUGAUACGUAAAAUCGAAAUUCUUAGGCUGUUAUCACUUAAUGUUUAAGUCGAAUGUUAAAAAAAAUUGUAUGAAUGCACGAUAGAUAUGUUUAUAAAUGUAACGUAUAAAUGUAAAUGUUAUUUAAAAGAAAAAAUGUUUAGCAUAAAAAAAGCAAAAAUUAACUGCAAUGAAAUGGAAAAAUGCUUUAGACGUUACAAAUAAAUUCCUUGAGGUAAUUUAUUUUUUCAAUAAAUCAAUAUUAAAGAAAAUGUUGAAAAAUAAUUUCAAACACAUAAUAAAUUGCCUCAAUUGAACAGUGUAAUUUUACGUGAUUUUAAAUUCAAAGCGCACGAUUUUUGUAAUGUAUUGUACAUAAAAAAAAAAUUAGAGAUCAAAUUCUUUAUAAUCAAAAGAAAUUUUACAAUAACAUCCAAAAGUAUUGUGUUUGUUAAAUUUCAGGAACAAAAAAAAAAUCAUAAAAAACGCGAGUAUAUUCACGUAGAUAAUAAACUUCAUACGCAAUUUAAAAGAAAAAAAAGGUUUAUCCUACAAAGAUGUAUUACAGCGAAUUAAGAGAAUAAAUUUAAGAUAAUGUUAUAAGAAAACUGAGUGAAUGUAAAAUGAAGAAAAAAAAAUGGAUGUUAAUAGAAAUUACGAAUCGCUCCUCUAUCAAAUCUCACAUGAAAAAAAAUUGAAACAAAAAAAAAAUUGUUAAAUAUUGUUACUAAAAGUGUCAUUAUCUUUGUACACAAAAUGAAAGCUCGCACUUUAGAGAGCGAAAGUCGAUACUCAUUUUUAGUACAUAUGUGGUUGUAGAUUUUUAGAUAAUCGCAAACUCGAAAUUAGUUAGUCACCUCGAAAUUGUUUCCUUUCCUUUUGUAAAUAUACAAAUUCAUUAUCAACUAUGUUUACUUCAACUUCUUUUCUUUACAAUUAAGUCUCUUAAUAUAUAUAUAUAUAUAUAAUAAACACAAAAUUUGAAAAAUAAAAUAAUAUAAUUAUGUUUCCUAAA
This is a messenger RNA of Leptopilina boulardi, 10006 nucleotides long. Its product is annotated as metabotropic glutamate receptor 7-like. Gene Ontology annotation, biological process: regulation of synaptic transmission, glutamatergic; G protein-coupled glutamate receptor signaling pathway. Bases 924 to 3818 code for a protein of 964 amino acids. Gene Ontology annotation, molecular function: adenylate cyclase inhibiting G protein-coupled glutamate receptor activity. Gene Ontology annotation, cellular component: membrane. NCBI's taxonomy places the organism in Eukaryota, Metazoa, Arthropoda, Insecta, Hymenoptera, Figitidae. The record is from RefSeq and is a predicted model, not a curated record. The transcript is spliced from 21 exons.